Messenger RNA from Babesia ovata, 1572 nucleotides. RefSeq lists its product as uncharacterized. The record is from RefSeq and is a predicted model, not a curated record. The coding region runs from base 1 to 1572 and encodes 523 amino acids. The transcript has 2 exons. NCBI's taxonomy places the organism in Eukaryota, Apicomplexa, Aconoidasida, Piroplasmida, Babesiidae.
AUGACGAUGGGCGAAGAAUUUGGUCAGCACUUCACAUAUCUCUUUGCCCGUCUUGGUGCUGCCGGAGAAACCCCGGAAGCCGAGGGGCGUGAGACAGGGCGUGCCAUUUGGUGCACUGGGACAGGUGUUACACUGAGGCUCGCAGCCAACAGAGACCAACUGGUGAGGCAGGUGGCCGGGGAGGCAGUCAUUGAGGUAGGACAUCAGGGGCGAUUUAUCGGAGCACUCCGGCUCGGCGGCGAAGGCACUGAGCCCGUCCGUCACGCCGUCUAUCACAGCCGUGCUUGGCCUGGCGAAGCACUCCGGCCUGAGGCCGGCGAGUGCCUUGUCAAGCGCGUCAAGCAGACCACGGACCUCAUGGCCGUAGCGUUGCGCACCGGUUAUGUGGGUGAGCAGAGCGCUGAGCGCCGUGUGAACUGCACUAAGUCUGUCAGCGUAGUGAUCCUGGGACUUGGGGAGCAGGGGACUUUUUUCGCCCUCACGCUCCCUGUGCUCCCUCCGGAUCUCACUGCCGAGAUACUCGUUGACCGGGGCGUAGAAAGCGUGGAACGCGGAGGAUAUGACGGCAAUUUCUCUCUCUUCCGUGACGCUUUCGAGGCUGUCAAAGUGUCCGUGCGCAUAUUUCAUGAGCCCCUUGAAGCCCACGAAGAGAUCCCUGUUUAUCUCGCCGGGCAGUUCCCCCAGCUCCCCGGACGCCUUGGCGGCGAAGUGUUUCAGCGCGUCCUUCGCGGACUCCACGUAGUCACGCCGCGCCUGCUUGCUGAGCUCCGCGACUGCCUUUUCAAUCUCACUGUCUACGAAGCGUUCAAUGUUUUCUACUUUCUCCCAUUUUAUGUAAUCGGCGUCGGUGAGGAACUUGUCGCACAUCUCUAUUGCCUCCUGGAGGUCACCGGUGCUGAGGGUGUGAAUGUCUUUCUUUAUGCCUUGCAGUUUAUCAUCAAUGUUAUCCUCUUUGAAAUAAUCCAGUUGCCAAUUUGUCUUUGCAGCAUUGUCCGAAAUCACACCGCACAGGUCCCCCAGAUGCUUGUUGACGUCAGGGACUGUCUCCCUGUUGAGCCUGUCAAUCUCAUUUGUGAUUUUAUCAAGUCCAUUUCCUUUACCUUUCCCAAUCUUCUUUAUCAUAAAUUCCAUAUUCUUGAUCACGCCUCUUUCUUUUGGCUCACCGGCAUCCUUACCCUGCAACUCACUCCUCAGCUCGUCAAGCUCCGCGGUGAUUUGGGUGACGCCUUGCUCUAUGUUCUUGGGUUGUCCAGUCAACUCACUUUGUUGAGCGUGAAGGCCAUCUUUAAUAUUCUCCAAGCCCUUUGCUUUGUUAUUAUUUAUGUUCCAACUUGGCACGUUACUCAUCCCUUUGUCCUUCAAAUCACCCAGCGUCUUGAUGACGUCAGUGUCCAGCGUGCACAUCUGCGCUUUGAGUGCUGUUUUGAUUGCUUCGUUGGCUGUUUGGAUUUCCUUUGGUUUUUCGUUAAACUCAUGGUCAUGAAGGUCCUUAAUUGCCUCCUGGAUGCUUUUAAGGUUGACAGUGUAAUUUCUUCCAUAUUUACCCUUAUAUGUACCAAGAUGCUUAUUUAG